AUGUUAAAGGUGUUGGCAUCUUGUUGCUUGUUUAUAUCCCUCUUUCUUCCACUACACGCGGCUGAAAAUGGGCUCCGUUGCAAUUGUGAUGAGGACGGGCUUUGGACCAUCGAGAACAUCAUGGAGUGCCAGAGGAUAAGUGACUUUCUCAUUGCAGUUGCUUAUUUCUCAAUCCCGAUCGAGCUUCUCUACUUCGUGAGCUGCUCGAACAUCCCCUUCAAAUGGGUUCUUUUUCAGUUCAUCGCCUUCAUCGUCCUCUGUGGCGCGACCCACCUGCUCACUGGGUGGACCUAUGGGCCCCACUCCUUCCAGCUCACGCUCGCCCUCACAAUUUUCAAAUUUCUAACGGCCCUGGUCUCGUUCGCAACAGCCAUAACCCUCAUAACACUCAUCCCCUUACUGCUCAAGGUGAAAGUGAGGGAGUUCAUGCUGAGGAAGAAGACAUCGGACCUCGACCGUGAGGUUGGAAUCAUAAAGAAGCAGAAUGAGGCUGGUGUCCACGUCCGGAUGCUGACUCAGGAGAUUCGAAGAUCCCUUGACCGCCACACGAUUCUCUACACGACAUUGGUCGAGCUCUCGAAAACGCUCGACUUGAAGAACUGCGCCAUCUGGAUGCCGAACGCGGACAAAACCGAGAUGAACCUCACCCAUGAAUUAAAGGAAAAUAAUAUGAAGAACAAUCUGAAUAUUGCAACGAGUGACCGUGAUGUAAAAGAGAUUAUGUUAAACGACGGGGUAAAAAUACUCAAUUCCGAUUCUGCCCUAGCUGUUCUGAGUAAUGGAGGGUGUGCCGACCCUGGAUCCGUGGCUGCAAUCCGGAUGCCGAUGCUGAGGGUCUCUAAUUUCAAGGGUGGAACCCCCGGGAUGGUCCCUGCCUGCUAUGCUAUCCUUGUACUGGUCCUUCCGGAAGGUCAGAACCGGACUUGGACCAAUCACGAGCUGGAAAUAGUCGAGGUGGUGGCCGACCAAGUGGCCGUGGCCCUGUCUCACGCCUCGGUUCUCGAGGAGUCCCGGAUGAUGAGAGAAAAGCUGGUCGAGCAGAACCGAGCCCUGCAGCAGGCCCAGCAAGACGCUCUGAUGGCAAGCCAGGCCCGGAAUGCUUUCCAGGCAGUGAUGAGCGACGGGAUGAGGCGCCCCAUGCACUCUGUUUUGGGCCUGCUGUCGGUUUUGCAGGAUGAGAAGGGUUUGGUGAACGAGCAGAGGCUACUCGUGGACAGCAUGGUGAAGACGGGCAAUGUCCUCUCGACUUUAAUAGCUGACAUGAUGGAUGCUUCCGGGAGGCUUUUCCCUUUGGACGUAGGGCCCUUUCAGCUGCAUCCCUUAGUACAGGAGGCUGCAUGCCUCUCCAAAUGCCUGAGCUCCUAUAGAGGCUAUGAUUUUGUGGUCGAGGUCGAUCGGCGCUUGCCAAAUCACGUGGUGGGAGAUGAGAGGAGGGUAUUUCAGGUAAUUUUGCACAUGGUGGGUAGUCUGUUGAUCGGUGGAGGAGGUGUUCUCGUGAUGCGGGUGUUUUUGGACGAAGGGAGCCGGGGAUCGAAUGAGCGGAGGUGGGCUCGCUCGAGGGACGGGUGUUCUUAUGUCAGGGUUGAGGUUGGGGUUUGCCAUGAAGGGUUCCAGGCGCAAGCUGGAUCUUCGCUUAUUCCGUUUGGAGCCAAUAGAUAUUUCUUUGGUGGUGGGGCUGAAGAAAGCACGAGCUUCAGCGCGUGCAAGAAACUGGUUCAGUUGAUGCAAGGAGACAUGUGGGUGGUAUCCAAUCCAGAUGGUUUCGACCAGAGCAUGGCUCUCCUUCUGCGUCUCCAACUCCGGCCAUCGAUUUCAACAACAGCCAUAUCUGAAAAUCUGUGUGAAUCUUCCGAUCGUCUCCUUUCAACUUCCCUCUUCCAGGGCCUAAAAGUUCUUUUGGCCGAAGCAGAUGAUGUCAACCGAGCUGUCACUCGCAAAUUGCUCGAGAAGCUUGGGUGCUCAGUCAUGGUGGUUGGGUCCGGGUUCGAGUGCCUCAGCGCUCUUGGCCCAGCCACACCUUUAUGCCAGGUCGUGCUUUUAGAUCUUCACCUGCCUGAUCUUGAUGGGUUAGAAGUCACGUUGAGAAUACGCAAGUUGAGGAGCCGCAAUUAUGGGCCGUUGAUUGUGGGUCUGACCUCAAGCGAUGGCGAGGACAUUAGGGAGAGGUGUUUUGGGAUCGGGAUGAACGGCGUGAUUAGGAAACCAGGGACUUUUCAAGAUAUUGGUUGUGAGCUCAGGCGAGUUUUGGCACAAGCGAAUAGGGUCGUAAUAUCUUGA
Molecule: messenger RNA, 2277 nt
Organism: Striga hermonthica
Lineage: Eukaryota; Viridiplantae; Streptophyta; Magnoliopsida; Lamiales; Orobanchaceae
Source: the annotation of a GenBank genome assembly